UUUAAAUUCAUGGCUUCAUAUAAAAGGGAAUCUUUUUUGUUACAAACUUACAUUCAAUUAUUUCAAGUCAUCCAAGUAAUUCAAGUCAGAAAAGUUAUUAUUCAACUUGAUAUCAUCCCAAGAUUUUCUAAAAAUAUACAUACAUACAUAAUUUUGAAACCAUUCGACAUGGCGGUUAAGAAUUUACCAGUAGUAAAAAUUGUUUUGGUUCUUGCAGCUCUUCUAGCUCUCGUGUCUGCAGGUACGGUGGAACACAAUAAGGAUCAAAAUGAAUUCAAAGUCAUUGCACAACUUGGAGCGAAAGUAUUUUACACGCACGUUUCAGAUAUUAAUGGCACAUGGAUCCGCAACAAUAAUUUCUGCUUCAGGAAUAAUCUGUUUACCCCAACAAUUUCCUCUGAAUUUGAAUUAACCGCGCUCAAUAAUUAUUUUCAACCGCUGUUUGGAACAUUUCCAUUUUGGAGCGGUGCCGUCAACUUCAAUCGAAUGGGAAGCCCAUACUGGCUCCGGAACUAUGGAACCGUCCAACCCGGGAAUUGGCUCACGAUUGGAGAACAAUUCGAUUCUGGGGCAAGUUGUGCCUACAUCACUAACAAAACAAUGGGUUUUGCGCCAUGUGCGGAAACUCCAUUCUUGUAUCUGUGUCAAAAUUAUUGAGUUAAAAUAAAAAAAUAAGGUUCACCAAUUGUAUCAAUGCAGAAAUAAGAUGUAAUGUUACACUUAGAGCCAAUAAAUAAUAUCUUAGAAGCUUUAUUAAGAGGA
This is a messenger RNA of Folsomia candida, 762 nucleotides long. RefSeq lists its product as uncharacterized. The transcript is spliced from 4 exons. Bases 10 to 657 code for a protein of 215 amino acids. NCBI's taxonomy places the organism in Eukaryota, Metazoa, Arthropoda, Collembola, Entomobryomorpha, Isotomidae. The record is from RefSeq and is a predicted model, not a curated record.